Molecule: messenger RNA, 213 nt
Organism: Plenodomus lingam JN3
Lineage: Eukaryota; Fungi; Ascomycota; Dothideomycetes; Pleosporales; Leptosphaeriaceae
Source: RefSeq, a predicted model, not a curated record
AUGCCCAUGUCCAAUUCACGCGCCCACCCUGGCCAACAACCACAUACCGACACACUGCAAAGAUGGAAAGCCCUCGCAUCAAAUUCUGCCGCAAACAUAACGCACAUGAUCACACCGACAACCUUCCAACAAGCAUCCGAAUCCCCCUCUCAAUCCAUGUCAACACACACGAAAAGCAACAACCCCCAACUCCACAUCAACCAAACCACCUAG